Messenger RNA from Prosopis cineraria, 1035 nucleotides. Its product is annotated as proteasome subunit alpha type-6-like. Lineage: Eukaryota; Viridiplantae; Streptophyta; Magnoliopsida; Fabales; Fabaceae. Gene Ontology annotation, biological process: ubiquitin-dependent protein catabolic process. Gene Ontology annotation, cellular component: nucleus; proteasome core complex, alpha-subunit complex; cytosol. Bases 150 to 890 code for a protein of 246 amino acids. The transcript is spliced from 9 exons. The record is from RefSeq and is a predicted model, not a curated record.
UUUCUUUUUCUGCAACUGCGAUCUAGGAAGAAAGGGGGAAGUCUGUGUGCGCCUCUCUGAACUUCGUUCUCUUUCUAAUUCGACCUCAUUGUCUUCCACUCGCACCUCAAAAUCUUAGGAAAACCUCCGAAGAAUCCAAGCCUCAAAACAUGAGUCGCGGAAGUGGAGGAGGAUACGAUCGUCAUAUAACUAUUUUCUCGCCUGAAGGUCGUCUCUUUCAAGUGGAAUAUGCUUUCAAGGCUGUUAAGUCUGCUGGCAUUACGUCAAUUGGCGUCCGAGGGAAGGAUUCAGUCUGCGUUGUCACCCAGAAAAAGGUUCCGGACAAGUUCUUGGAUCAGACUAGUGUCACACAUCUCUUUCCCAUCACCGAGUACCUUGGUUUAUUAGCGACUGGGCUGACAGCUGAUGCAAGGACAUUGGUUCAGCAAGCAAGGAAUGAAGCAGCUGAGUUUCGCUUUACAUAUGGAUAUGAGAUGCCGGUGGAUGUAUUAGCCAAGUGGAUUGCUGACAAGUCACAAGUCUAUACUCAGCAUGCUUACAUGAGACCACUUGGUGUAGUUGCUAUGAUCUUGGGAAUUGAUGAAGAAUAUGGACCUCGACUUUAUAAAUGUGACCCUGCUGGCCAUUACUUUGGUCACAAGGCUACAAGUGCUGGAUUGAAAGAUCAAGAGGCAAUUAAUUUCUUAGAAAAGAAGAUGAAGAAUGACCCUUCAUUUACCUUUGAAGAGACAGUGCAGACUGCUAUAUCCGCACUGCAAUCAGUUCUUCAAGAGGAUUUCAAGGCCACUGAGAUUGAGGUUGGGGUAGUGCAGAAGGAAAAUCCAAAGUUUAGAGUCCUAUCCACGGAGGAGAUUGAUGAACACUUGACUGCCAUAAGUGAGCGUGAUUGAGUUCUAAGCUGCUGUGAGAUCUUGGGGGAGGAAAAUCUUGAAUUCGUUAUAUGAUGAGGAUAAUUGUUCAAUUUUUAUCAGCUUAGCUUAAAUUGUCAAACAUGUUAAUUCUUAUUCCUUUGAUAUCUGAAUUGAUGUUUGCCAA